AUGGGACUAAAGAAUGCGCGUCAGAUACACGAGUUUGCUGGGCUCGUCUCAGGAACACAGUCAUCAGUGAUUCAUCGGAGCACUGCUAAUGUGUAUGGGUUGGCUUUACAUGGGGGUUUGGCUCAGGAACAAGGAAGACCUAAGCCAGGCAGCUCUACUUGUGGGACAGACAAGAGGUGCCCAGUCCACACUCGGAGGCCCAAUGAAGUAAAGUUGCAUCUCGGCUGUGGAGGCUACAGCUUCUCUGGUCCCUCGACCGUGGCGGCUUCUGGGAGUGGUAUGGCCCAGAAAACCUGGGAAUUGGCCAACAGCAUGCAGGAAGCGCAGAGUAACGAUGAAAUCUACAAAUAUGACAAAAAACAGGAGCAAGAAAUUCUGGCGGCGAAACCCUGGACUAAGGAUCACCAUUACUUUAAAUACUGCAAAAUCUUGGUGUUGGCUCUACUGAAAAUGGUGAUGCAUGCCAGAUCAGGAGGCAACCUGGAAGUGAUGGGCUUGAUGCUCAGGAAAGUGGAUGGAGAGACCAUGAUCAUCACAGACAGCUUUGCUUUGCCUGUAGAGGGCACUGAAACCCGAGUAAAUGCUCAGGCUGCUGCAUAUGAGUAUAUAUAUAUAUAUAUAGAAAAUGCCAAACAGGUUGGCCGCCUUGAAAAUGCAAUUGGCUGGUAUCAUAGCCACCCUGGUUAUGGUUGCUGGCUCUCUGGGAUUGACGUUAGUACACAGAUGCUUAACCAGCAGUUCCAGGAACCAUUUGUAGCGGUAGUGAUUGACCCAACCAGAACAAUAUCUGCAGGAAAAGUGAAUCUUGGCACCUUUAGGAUGGAUCCAAAGGGCUACAAGCCUCCUGAUGAAGGUCCUUCUGAGUACCAGACUAUCCCACUUAAUAAAAUAGAAGACCUUGGCGUGCACUGCAAACAAUAUUAUGCCUUAGAAGUCUCAUAUUUCAAAUCCUCUUUGGAUCGUAAACUACUUGAGCUUUUGUGGAAUAAAUACUGGGUGAAUACCCUGAGUUCCUCUAGCUUGCUUACUAAUGCAGACUAUACCACUGGCCAGGUAUUUGAUUUGUCUGAAAAAUUAGAGCAGUCAGAAGCCCAGCUGGGACGAGGGAGUUUCAUGUUGGGUUUAGAAACACAUGACCGGAAGUCAGAAGACAAACUUGCCAAAGCUACUCGAGACAGCUGUAAAACUACCAUAGAAGCCAUCCACGGAUUGAUGUCUCAGGUUAUUAAGGACAAACUGUUCAAUCAAAUUAAUGUCGCUUAGUUACCACUGAGGACUUUUUCCUGAAAGCUGACGUGUGGAAAGAACAGCAGCUCCGGUAAC
Molecule: messenger RNA, 1323 nt
Organism: Peromyscus californicus insignis
Lineage: Eukaryota; Metazoa; Chordata; Mammalia; Rodentia; Cricetidae
Product: COP9 signalosome complex subunit 5-like
Exons: 4
Coding region: 1-1263 (420 amino acids)
Biological process (GO): protein deneddylation
Cellular component (GO): cytoplasm; COP9 signalosome
Molecular function (GO): protein binding; metallopeptidase activity; deNEDDylase activity
Source: RefSeq, a predicted model, not a curated record